Thecamonas trahens ATCC 50062 is the source of this 1242-nucleotide messenger RNA. Its product is annotated as farnesyltransferase. Gene Ontology annotation, biological process: protein farnesylation. Gene Ontology annotation, molecular function: protein farnesyltransferase activity. Gene Ontology annotation, cellular component: protein farnesyltransferase complex. The coding region runs from base 95 to 1213 and encodes 372 amino acids. The transcript has a single exon. The record is from RefSeq and is a predicted model, not a curated record. NCBI's taxonomy places the organism in Eukaryota, Apusomonadida, Apusomonadidae.
GGCUUCUGCUUCUGAUGGGGAUGAAGAUGGCUUUGGGACUCGCUCGGCGACUCGAGGUCUGGGCGAUGAUGAGGGUCGGCUGCCGGUGGAGGCUAUGGUGCUCAAUAAGGGCGGACAUGAGGGCUUUGUCCGGAGGGGUCUGGGUCGGCUUGGUGCAGGCUAUCAGACGCUGGACGCAUCCCGGCCGUGGAUCGUGUACUGGUGCCUCAACGCGCUGGAUCUGAUGGGCGCGCCGCUUGGGGAGGAUCUGGAGGCCGGCGUCAUCUCGUUCCUCAGCCACUGCCAGGAUCCAAACGGUGGCUUUGCCGGCGGGCCAGGCCAGCUGGCGCAUCUGGCGCCAACCUAUGCAGCUGUCUGCGCGCUCUCGAUUGUCGGCUCGCCCGAGGCCUAUGAGGUCAUCGACCGUCCGGCGCUGCGGUCGUGGCUGCUCUCGCUCAAGGCAGAGUGUGGCGCGUUCUGCAUGCACCACGACGGCGAGGUCGACACUCGUGCUUCUUACUGUGCUGUUCAUGUGGCAAGCGUUACCGGCAUUUUGGACGACGAGCUCCGGCGCGGGGUCGGUGAGUUUGUGGCAUCGUGCCAGGGCUUUGAUGGCGGCAUCGGCGCGUUGCCCGGCAGCGAGCCGCACGGCGGCUACACGUACUGCGGCCUGGCGGCGAUGCUGCUCGUGGGCUCAACGCAUCUUUUGCGGAUGGAGCCGCUGCUGUUCUGGGUGGCUUCGCGGCAGAUGCGGGUCGAGGGCGGGUUCCAGGGUCGGACCAACAAGCUUGUCGACGGCUGCUACUCGUUCUGGCAGGGCGCGGUGCCGCCGAUGGCGGCCUGGGCACUCUCGCACGGCGCCGACUCUGUCUAUGAGGUCGGAACCAUGUACGCACCGCCACAGAGCAUCGCACCCGGCGAGGUUGUUGAGGCCCGGUUCGUCCGCGGCGGCAGCCAUCUGUUCUCGCAGGAGGCGCUGCAGGACUACAUCCUGGUAGCUGCGCAGCAGCCGCGUGGCGGGCUGCGGGACAAGCCCGAGCGGUAUGCAGACUACUACCACACAUGCUACAAUUUGGCGGGCCUCUCUGUGGCACAGCACAACUCGGAUGGAUCGCUCACCAUUGUUGGCUCGCCGUUCAAUCUCCUCCAGCCCGUCGACCCGGUCUACGCCAUCUCGCAGAACAAGGCCAUCCAAGCUGUCCGCUACUUUGCCGACCUUGGCCCUGUCAUGUAGAGCAAUGAUAAACACCACGCGUCCAGCCU